Messenger RNA from Gossypium raimondii (Peruvian cotton), 2053 nucleotides. Its product is annotated as laccase-22. Gene Ontology annotation, molecular function: copper ion binding; hydroquinone:oxygen oxidoreductase activity. Bases 189 to 1856 code for a protein of 555 amino acids. Gene Ontology annotation, cellular component: apoplast. The record is from RefSeq and is a predicted model, not a curated record. NCBI's taxonomy places the organism in Eukaryota, Viridiplantae, Streptophyta, Magnoliopsida, Malvales, Malvaceae. Gene Ontology annotation, biological process: lignin catabolic process. The transcript has 6 exons.
UAAAUUGCCAUUUCCAAUACAGAUGUAAAUGAUGUUACCUAACCAGGUAAAAUUGACUUGAGUCCUUUAUAUAUGAAAGUUUUAAAGGAAUAGUAUAUCAGUCAGACAUUUAUUUCUUCUAAAUAUAGCUGCAAAUAAAUCAAGCUUGGAAGACACAGACAAGAGUUUUAGAGACAUAGAAAGAAACUAUGUUUAUGUCUUGGGUUCAGAUGUUGCUGUUUGUGUCUCUUCUAUUUCCAACAUCGGUUCAGUCUGAGAUUCGGCACUACAGUUUCACUGUGGUGUUGAAAAACACAACAAGGCUUUGUGCCACCAAGCCUAUUGUAACAGUGAAUGGGAAGUUUCCAGGGCCAACUCUUUAUGCAAGAGAGGACGAUAAUGUACUCGUAAAUGUCACCAAUCUUAUUAAAGACAAUGUUACAAUUCACUGGCAUGGGGUGAAGCAACUUCGAACAGGGUGGUCGGAUGGACCAGCAUAUAUCACACAGUGUCCGAUUCAACCGGGUCGGAGCUACCUAUACAACUUCACCCUUACUGGACAAAGAGGGACACUACUUUGGCAUGCACAUAUUUCGUGGCUGAGGUCUACCAUGCAUGGUGCCAUUGUUAUAUUGCCAAAGAAAGGUGUUCCUUACCCAUUUCCCAAGCCUGAUAAGCAAAAAGUAAUCGUAUUAGGGGAAUGGUGGAAAUCAGACGCGGAAGCUGUGAUCAACGAGGCACUCCAAACUGGUUUAGCUCCAAAUGUAUCAGAUGCACACACAAUUAAUGGGCACACUGGGCCAGUUCCUAACUGUUCCUAUGGAGGCGCAUAUAAUUUACAUGUGGAAAAUGGCAAGACCUAUUUGCUGCGAGUUAUCAAUGCAGCUCUAAAUGAUGAAUUAUUCUUCAAAAUUGCUGGACACGAUCUGACUGUUGUUGAAGUUGAUGCUGCUUACACUAAACCCUUCAAAACAGAUACAUUAUUUCUAGGUCCAGGGCAAACCACAACCGCCCUUCUUACAACUGAUCGGGGCAUUGGCAAGUACGUAAUAGCCAUUUCUCCAUUCAUGGACACCGUUGUUUCUGUUGACACCUUCACUGGAACAGGUUACUUAAUCUACAACAACACCCUUCCCUCUAUUCCGACUACCAUGACCACCAUGCCUCCUGUAAAUGCAACAUGGAAGACAUUAGUUUUUGCCGAAUCUCUUCGAAGUCUGAAUUCCAAACAAUAUCCAGCAAAUGUUCCUUUAACUGUUGAUCAUGCACUGCUUUUCACCAUUGGGGUUGGGAUUGACCCUUGUGCUACAUGCUCUAAUGGUUCUAGGGCUGUUGCAGCUAUUAACAAUAUCACUUUUGACAUGCCAACCAUUGCUAUCCUGGAAGCACAUUACUAUGGGAUAAAAGGGGUUUUCACCGAUGAUUUUCCUGGAAAACCCUUGAUGCCUUAUGAUUAUACCGGUGUUCAGCCAACCAAUCUACAAACAAUGCAUGGCACCAGGGUUUACAGAUUGGCCUAUAAUUCAACAGUGGAGCUAGUGAUUCAAGGGAACUCUAUGUUAGCCCCAGAGAGCCAUCCAACCCAUCUGCAUGGAUUUAACUUCUUUGCAGUUGGAAGAGGGUUAGGAAAUUUUAAUCCAGCGAAAGAUCCCAAGAAAUACAAUCUAGUUGAUCCUGUUGAAAGGAACACAAUAAGUGUACCAACUGCAGGAUGGACCGCAAUCAGAUUCAGGGCAGAUAAUCCAGGGGUGUGGUUUUUCCAUUGCCAUUUGGAAGUACACACAACAUGGGGGCUAAAGAUGGCAUUCCUGGUGGAGAAUGGGAAGGGGCCGGACGAGUCAGUGGUACCACCCCCGAGAGACCUUCCACAGUGCUAGAGUUAAGAUAAAGUUUCAUCAUGGCUUUGAGAAUCAAAGUUUGAGGGUAGAGAUAUCAAAUAUAUAUAUUUUUUGUGAUUGAAAAAGAAAGAAUAAAAGAGAUUUCAGGAAGCUAUUAGGCAGCAAGGAUGAUUAGUAAACAUUUUAAGUUAUACACACAUAACCUGAAUCCAAGUAAGACUCCCUUUUAUUUUCAA